GCCAGUGAAGUGUUGGGCGGUCACGCUUCCUGAACUAUCGCGAUGCAUUCACCUCGAAAUCUCGCCCAUGCAUGACACUGCAGGAAACCCCGCUGCAUCUUCCUUUCUCAACAUGGCACCGAAGGCGAAGAAGGAAGCUGUCCCUGCCAAGACUGAGGCCAAGUCAAAGGCCCUGAAGGCCAAGAAGGCUGUGCUCAAAGGUGUACACAGUCAGAGGAAGAAGAAGAUCAGGACUUCUCCCACCUUCCGUCGCCCCAAAACCCUGCGUCUCCGCAGACAGCCCAAGUAUCCUCGCAAGAGUGCUCCUCGCAGGAACAAGCUGGACCACUAUGCCAUCAUCAAGUUCCCCUUGACAACAGAGUCUGCAAUGAAGAAGAUUGAAGACAACAACACACUUGUGUUCAUCGUGGACGUCAAGGCAAACAAGCAUCAGAUCAAACACGCUGUCAAGAAACUGUAUGACAUCGACGUCGCCAAAGUCAACACCCUCAUCAGGCCUGAUGGUGAGAAGAAGGCGUACGUACGUCUGGCACCAGAUUAUGAUGCGUUGGAUGUUGCAAACAAGAUUGGCAUCAUCUAAACCGUGACUGGGGAGACUUGUGGAAGAAUAAAUAUUUGUAUAAACAAGUUU
Messenger RNA from Salarias fasciatus (jewelled blenny), 631 nucleotides. RefSeq names its product ribosomal protein L23a (gene rpl23a). Gene Ontology annotation, biological process: translation. The record is from RefSeq and is a predicted model, not a curated record. The coding region runs from base 68 to 580 and encodes 170 amino acids. Lineage: Eukaryota; Metazoa; Chordata; Actinopteri; Blenniiformes; Blenniidae. Gene Ontology annotation, molecular function: rRNA binding; structural constituent of ribosome. The transcript is spliced from 5 exons. Gene Ontology annotation, cellular component: ribosome.